Molecule: messenger RNA, 5055 nt
Organism: Anneissia japonica
Lineage: Eukaryota; Metazoa; Echinodermata; Crinoidea; Comatulida; Comatulidae
Product: probable ATP-dependent DNA helicase HFM1
Exons: 30
Molecular function (GO): ATP binding; nucleic acid binding
Source: RefSeq, a predicted model, not a curated record
GAUAAUUAUAACUCCAUGGACGAGACGACUCGAUCAAGAAUCGCUGUUUUCGCAGCACAGGCGCGGAAUUCAAAACUAAAAGAAAAGAACAUCAACAGAUUGAAGAAUGGCAUCAUGGGAUGAAUUGAUGCCACCUGGAGAUGAGGAUCGAUUCUCUGUAGUGAGCCAGCCAUCUCAACAUAUUUCCUCACUUGCCAGGUCAAGUUUCAGGGUAACAGUAGAUCGCCCACCCUCCACACCAUCUCUACAGGAUAUAACGGAGAACAUUGAUAUUACUGAUUCCCAACUUAUUUCAAGGUCAAGGUUCAACAAAUCCUCAACAGGAUUGACAAACCUUUUGCAGUCUGGUACCUUCAGCCAAUCACAGCAAACGUAUCUGAAUCAAUUGACGCCUUUGAACAUUAACCAAUCACAGGCAGCAUAUUUAAGUUCAUCAUCAGAAUCAUUAGAUUUUGAUUUUGGUGAAGCUGCAUUACCAAGUCAAAGGCAUGAUACAAGAACCGUUCCUGCCUUGGAAGUACCGCAGUCAAGCCAACCGAGGAUGCCUAGUUACACUCCAAGAAUCAUAAGCCAAACACCAACACCUCUAACUUUCAAACGCAAAGCCAGUGAGAAUGACAGUGAGGCAAAUUCUCAGAUGGUCCUAAGGCAAGUGGCUGAGUUGCCUGAGAAAUACAGACAUAUAUUUUCUUUCCCAUAUUUCAAUGCAGUACAGUCAGCUGUGAUGGAUGAUGCUGUGUUUAGUGAUAAAUCUCUUGUUGUAUCUGCGCCGACUGGGUCUGGGAAGACUGCUGUAUUUGAGUUGGCCAUCAUACGACUACUGAGUUUUGGAAACCUCUCCUCAUUCAAGAUAGUCUACAUGGCACCGAUCAAAGCAUUGUGCACAGAGCGUUGUAAUGAUUGGCAGGCCAAGUUUGGACCACUGGACAUCAAGUGCUCUGAAUUGACAGGCGAUACUGAAGAUGAAGAUUGUAAUCAGUUGCAGAAUGCAUCAAUCAUUCUGACAACACCAGAAAAAUGGGAUAGUAUGUCGAGGAAAUGGCGAGACAACAAGUCAUUUGUUAAGCUGGUCAGGCUUUUCCUGAUAGAUGAGGUACAUUCAGUGAACGAUGACACACGUGGGCCAACUGUAGAAGCCGUGAUUAGUCGCAUGAAAACAGUAAAAGCAACCACUUGUCCAUCAUCAGGUCAAGACCCUAAGCUACGCUUUGUGGCUGUGUCCGCUACUAUACCAAACAUUGAGGAUCUUUCUAGAUGGAUAGGUGACUCCAAAUGUCCAGCAAUUUAUCACAAGUUUGAUGAAGGGUACAGGCCAGUGCCCCUUAAGAAGGUUGUGCAUGGAUUUUGGUGUAGUGAAAAGUGUUCACCUUACAAGUUUGAUCUUACCCUUAACUACCAAUUAUGGAAAAUGAUCUCGCAAUAUGCGAACCAGAAACCAACUCUGGUGUUCUGUUCAACCCGUAAGGGAGUACAGUUAGCAGCAAAUGAGUUGGCUAAGAACUCUCACCGCUGGAAUUCUACCCCUCUAAACACUCUACGCAAUGAAUCAACUAUCUUCAAGGAGGCCAAGUUAAGAGAUCUAGUGAGCAAAGGUGUUGGCUACCACCAUGCCGGUAUGGACCGUGAUGACCGUAUGAACAUUCAGAAUCUUUUCCUACAAGGAAAGUUACCAGUGCUAAUGGCAACCAGUACUCUAGCAUUUGGUGUGAACUUACCCGCUCAUCUUGUGAUCAUCAAAUCAACCCAGUACUAUGUGUCAGGCCAGUAUACAGAGUACAGUGAGACGCAGGUUAUACAGAUGAUGGGACGGGCAGGCAGGCCUCAGUUUGACACAUCAGCUACUGUAGUUAUCAUGACUAGGAACCAGACAAAGGCCAAAUAUGAGAACUUAACGGCUGGUAAGAAAAACCUGGAAAGCAGCCUGCAUAACCAUCUUAUUGAGUAUCUAAAUGCUGAGAUUGUUCUGCGUACAAUUAAUGAUACAAGCAUCGCAGUUGAGUGGCUUAAGUCAACGCUUCUCUAUGUUCGCAUUCUGAAGAAUCCCACUCACUAUGGUAUCCGUGCCAGUGCUUCUGAAGAUGACAUUGAAAAACAUCUGAUGGAUAUCUGUGUAAGUGACUUAAACCGGCUGUCAAGUAUUGGUGCAAUCAGUAUGGGUGAAGAGGGAUUUGACAUCAAACCAACAGAUAUUGGUCAGUUAAUGGCACGAUACUGCAUUGCAUAUGAUACAAUGAAGAAGUUUUGCAGUGUCAACGUAGACAUAGACCUUGAGGAAAUGGUAAACCUUUUAUCAUCCUGUCAUGAAUUUGCUGACAUUAAACUUCGCAUGAAUGAGCGCCGCUUGUUGAACACACUGAACAAGGAUCCUAACCAUAUCACCGUUCGGUUCCCACAUACAGGCAAAAUCAAGUCAACACAGCUUAAGGUAAACUGCCUCAUUCAGGCCACACUUGGUUGCUUACCAAUUCAAGAAUUUUCCCUGCAACAGGAUGUGAUGAAGAUAUUCAGAGUUGGGGCACGUGUCUCUAGAUGCUUGUAUGAAUUCCUACAGCUCAGAGGUAACUGCAAGUCCCUCCUAAAUGCUGCCUACAUGGCUAAAUGCUUCAAGGCUAGGCUGUGGGAAAAUAGUAGGUAUGUAAGUCGGCAAAUUGAGAGGAUAGGCUCAAGCCUAUCCACCGCCCUAGUGAAUGCAGGCAUUGGAAGCUUCAGUAAAUUACUAGAGACCAACCCUAGACAGUUAGAACUGUCUAGCAAACAUGAAAGAUUCUCAGCUGAAAUUAGGGUUACAGUCUGCCUGGAAAACAGGGAACAGUUACUGCAGAAACAAACAACAAAUGGCUUUCAUUGCUCUUUGCUUCUCAUUGGUAAUGCAGAUGAUGAAAUCAUUUUGAAGAAGAAAAUAAUGGACACAACGUUACUAAACAGUAUUGUGUGGAGUAGGACACUAACACUGCAACGAGCAAAAAAUGGGGAUGAUAUCACAGUCAGUUACAUUAGUCAAGAAUAUGUUGGCUUGGACGUACACCUGAAUCUUACCAUAAAAUACACAGAUCCCCGAUAUACAACUAAUUCCAAGCAAGGCAGCCAAUCACAGCCCAAACUGCAAGCUUUCAUGAAGUCUGUAAAACCUGUCAGAGGUAUCAGUGUUAAGUCGUCAAGCCCAGAGAGCUCAGAUGACAUAGAUUGGAGCCCUUCAGCCACACAAGGAAACACCCAGGAUGCCCGGAAGGCUUGCAAUCAUAAGUGUGUGAACAAGCGUGCCUGUGGACAUCCAUGUUGCAAGAAUGGUGUCGCGGUUAAACAAUCCUCCAAAUCAAGGCCAGAGAAGAGACAGCUGGUUAUGAGUGGUACAACACCAAAGAACCAGAAGACCAUGGAUGCCUUCCUCAGUCAGCUUCAUACAAGAGCUAAUUGUAUGCCGGUGGCACCACAGAUAAAAAGAACACGAGUGGACACUGGUAAUCAUGAAGGUGCUCAGAAGAGUUUGAAAAAAUUCACUUUCAAGAGAAAGUCACAAAUUCCUUCCUUACACUCCGCUAAACUUAGUGCCUUACAAACAGGAGAUGAUGCACCAACACCAAACAUACCAACCAUACAAUUAGACAACACUAUGACUGCAACUAGUUGCAUCAGUGCAAUGCCUAAGCCUAGAGGAAUCCAAAAUGCUUUGCUUACUAACACAGAUACUCUUUUCACUGCAGGACUAGGACAGAGAGAUGUAGCCUUGCAUGGCACUGGGCUACCUCCGACGAGUGUAUCCUUAUAUGGCACAGGACAAACAGAUGGCAGAAGUCUAGCUCCGAGAGGUGGCAGAGGUCUAGCCCAGACGGGUGACAGAGGUCUAGCUCAGACAGUUGGCAGAGGUCUAGCUCAGAGAGACGGCAGAGAUCUAACUCAGACAGACAGCAGAGAUCUAGCUCAAACAGAUGGCUUUGGAUUAGCUCAUACAGGAUUAGCUUUGACAAGUAACACAGGAGGUGCAGGACUAGCUCAAGCAGGUGGCAGAGAACUAGUUCAGUCAGGUGGCACAAAAGCCAGUGGACUAGCGCAGAGAGUUGGCACAGAACUAGUUCAACCAUGUGUCACACGAGACACAGGACUGGUUCAGCCAGUUGGCACAGGGUUGUCUCAGCAAUGUGGAACAAGAGACACAGGACUAAUUCAACCAGGUUGCACAGGACUAUCUGACACAGGUGGCAGAGGACUAGUUCAGACAAGUGGUAUAGGACUAGCUCAGAAAGUUGUUGCCUCACAUGGUGCAGGAUGCUAUAAUACACCUGCAAGGCGAUAUGGCAGUACAUCAGGUUGUCCAGCCACACCAGCCAGAGGAUGGGAACACUUAGAUGUGUAUCAACUAAACAGAAGCAAACUUCCAUAUCCACUGACCUGUGAAUCUGACAAUGAAGACCAUUUUGAUGAUCUUCCGGAUGUUGAAGGAAUAAGUAAUCUUGUUACCUCUAAAUGGACCUACAACCCACCAAAAGCACAGAGGCGUUUGAUACUAGAUGUAGAGGAAAACAAACAAAUAUUAACGCCAAGUGAAAAGGUGCUUCCAACUGGACCAACAGCUCAGGAACAGCUGCUUCAGUCUUGUAAUAUCUUCAGAAAUACCAGUUUUAAGGAUUCUUCAUGGUCUUUUAGCAGACAAACAAAUACUACUGAAGAGAUUAAGACUGCUGCACAUGAUGAUAUUCAAGUGAUAGAGCAGCCUACAGAUAUCUUUAACGUUUCUUACUCUGACGCGGAUUUUUAUGCUUCUGAAGGAUCUUGUUGUGGCAUAACAGAUGGUCUUGUGGCAGAGAGAGAGCUUUCUGAAGUGCCUAACAUCCAGCUACCAAUUGCUGCAGUAGGUUGUGUGACCAGAACAUGUGAUAGUGUUAAUAUGCCAGAGCAACUGCCAAUCAUUUUGAGUUCAUCCUCUUCAGAUGAGGAUGUAUAUAAUUUUGAAGGAUCACCUGCAUUAGCAGGUGCUUCUGGUAUGGCAUUGAAUGAGCUUCCUUUUGAACAAAAGAUGGAAAGUACCACCUUUCAUCAACACAUAGAUGAGAAUUUUAG